Molecule: messenger RNA, 1320 nt
Organism: Sclerotinia borealis F-4128
Lineage: Eukaryota; Fungi; Ascomycota; Leotiomycetes; Helotiales; Sclerotiniaceae
Source: the annotation of a GenBank genome assembly
AUGGCUUCUCAUACUCCGGCCGUUGUCAUGGACAACGGUACCGGCUACUCUAAGCUUGGUUUCGCUGGCAAUGAUUCUCCCUCCUUCGUUUUCCCUACCGCCAUAGCGACGAAAGGUGCCGCAGCGGCUGGUGCCGGCUCAGGAUCUGGGCGUCCCGCAGUUGCCAAUAAGCCGACAUAUCUGACCGGUGGUGCUGGGCCAGGAGGGCAUCUAUCAAUGAAACGUGGAACCGAAGAUCUGGACUUUUUCAUUGGAGACGAGGCAUUAGCAGCCGCGAGUGGAUCAGGUUAUGGCAUACACUAUCCAAUUCGCCAUGGACAAGUUGAGAACUGGGAUCAUAUGGAAAGAUUCUGGUCCAACUCGAUAUUCAAGUAUCUCCGUGUCGAACCAGAAGAUCAUUACUUUCUGUUAACAGAACCUCCACUCAAUGCACCCGAGAACCGUGAAAACACCGCCGAAAUUAUGUUCGAAUCAUUCAACUGUGCAGGUCUGUACAUUGCUGUUCAAGCUGUGCUCGCAUUGGCUGCGUCGUGGACUUCAUCGAAAGUUUCUGAUCGAUCCCUCACGGGAACUGUAAUUGAUUCUGGAGACGGUGUGACACACGUAAUUCCUGUUGCAGAAGGAUAUGUUAUUGGAUCAUCAAUCAAGUCCAUUCCAAUCGCCGGUCGAGAUAUUACAUACUUCAUUCAAUCGUUGCUUCGAGACAGAGGUGAACCGGACUCCUCAUUAAAGACUGCGGGUGAGAUCAAGGAAAAAUAUUGCUACGUCUGCCCAGAUAUUGUUAAGGAAUUCUCUCGUUUCGAUCGCGAUCCUUCAAGAUUUGAGAAACAUUCGGUCACCCAACCCGGUGGACGUAAGGUCACCGUCGAUGUUGGUUACGAACGGUUCCUUGCACCAGAAAUCUUCUUCAACCCAGAAAUUUACUCCUCCGAUUUCUUGACUCCACUUCCAACCGUGGUGGAUGGAGUUAUCCAAUCUUCUCCUAUUGAUGUUCGCCGUGGACUUUACAAGAAUAUUGUGUUAUCUGGAGGAAGCACACUAUACAAGGACUUUGGUCGCAGAUUACAACGUGAUAUCAAGCACUUAGUGGACGACAGAAUCAGAGCCAGUGAAGCUCGGAGCGGUGGUGCAAGAAGUGGAGGUUUGGAAGUUUCGGUUAUUUCGCAUAAGAGACAACGACAUGGUCCAUGGUUUGGUGGUAGUCUUUUGGGUCAAACCCCUGAAUUCAGAUCUUAUUGCCACACCAAAGCCGAAUAUGACGAGAUAGGGCCAAGCAUUGUCCGAAGAUUUGCCUUGUUAGGAGGACCAGGAGGAUCAUAA